AUGAUUCACAAUGUGAGCGAUGCUUUUGAUAACGGGAAUAACCUAUACUACUUACACCAAUAUGAUAAUCCGGGCAUGGUUUUGGUGUCACAACCAUUGUCUAGUGAUAAUUUUCAUUGUUGGAAGAGGUAUAUGGUUCUUGAUCUUUCGGCCAAGAAGAAGUUGGGAUUUGUAGAUGGCUCGGUCGUCCCUUCUGAUCCUUCAUCGUCUGAGCUCUUCAAUGCCUGGACUCAGGCGAACAAUCUGGUGAUUUCUUGGAUUUUGAAUUCUGUCUCCAAAGAGAUUGCGGCCAAUUUAUUGUAUCAUAGUUCUACUUCUGAUAUGUGGAAAUACAUUGUUGAACGUUUUCAACAGUCGAAUGGGCCUCAGUUGUUUCAAUUGAAGAAGAAGCUGAUUAGCUUGGUUCAAGGUCAGGUUCGAAGAGUGCUUGAUGAGCAGAAGCAGGAGCAAAUCUUCCAAUUCUUGAUGGGUUUGAAUAACUCUUUUUCUCAUAUUCGAGGGAAGAUUCUUUUAUUGGAUCCUUUUCCGUCCAUCUCCAAGGUUAUCUCUUUGAUUGUUCAGGAAGAGAAUCAAAGGGCAAUCAAGCUUGAUACUGCUGGGCUGAUGCAACUUUUUCUGUCAAGAUGA
Messenger RNA from Hibiscus syriacus, 627 nucleotides. RefSeq lists its product as uncharacterized. The transcript has 2 exons. NCBI's taxonomy places the organism in Eukaryota, Viridiplantae, Streptophyta, Magnoliopsida, Malvales, Malvaceae. Bases 1 to 627 code for a protein of 208 amino acids. The record is from RefSeq and is a predicted model, not a curated record.